AUGGCAAAUGCUUUGAAUAUUAUUUCUAUUGAUCUUUUUGACAACAUCCGCAUAGUUUCAUAUGAUCUAAGUUUUCACCAAAAAGGUGCGAAUAAUCAACCAAUAGUUGAUAUCUGCCUCAAACCCAUAUUGACAAAGACAGUUUUAAAAGCUAUUAACGUGUUUGACAAGCGGGCUGACCAGCCCAAAACUCACCAAAUGUCUAAAACAAAAUCACUGCUGUUGGUGAGCUGUGGGCUGAUCAGCUCGGUUCCGGAGCCCGCACAGACACAAACAUCAGAGAGCAAGAUUAUUAUCGUAUUUCACUCCCUUUCUCCACACUCUAUCUUGCAUUUUCGCAAUAUCAAUCCCAGACAUUGGCAAUUGGCACGGAGAAUGGAUUCUGUCCAGCUGAGCUGUGGCUGGACGCCAAGGGGCAGGCGAACAUCCAACGUCGACUGUCUGGUCAUUAACCACCAACAAUCUGAUAUGGCAUCCCACCAAACAACAUCCCGAAACCAUGAGGCAUGGCUUAGUGCCAAAGGCUCCUACAGGGAGCUCAUCGAAUCCCUCUCAGCGUCCGACCCACGCCUCAAGCACCGGGAUCCGAAGGCCUUGAUCCAGAAAACUCCCUGGCCGUCUAAGCGUACACGCAUCGAGCACCUGCAACUCCAAGCAGACCAGAGAAUCUUUACCAUAGGGGAGUGGGAUGACGUGACGGAAUUCCGCAAAUAUCUGGAAACAGGCCUUGCCCCAAAUCAACGCAACAUACUCCUCAUUGAAGGUCUUAGCCCUGAUCUUAUUGAAACGAUAGGAUUAAACUACGCCAUCCAUCCCUCUUUUUUUGUCGAUCAUGAACGUGUGGAAGUAUUCAGUACUCACCCCAACAAAUCCGCCGAUUCACGUCGUCUACCUUCUUGCGUUAAGUGGAACACUAGCACUAAAGGGUUAACUCUUAAGUACUUCGAGGUUUUGGAUAUUUUUCCCCAUCCACCAUCUUUCAGCCUAUCCUGUGCAGAUGUUGGACGGCAUGAGGAAAUGCUCAAUUUGGCAAGUGGAACAUCCAGGCGGAGGCUGGACGUGUCAGUACACACAGGUAUAAUUGUAUGCGACCCUCCAUUAAGGGAGCUACGUGCAUCGAGAUACACAUCCCAUUCAAGGUACUACCAUGACAUACCUGUUCAGGCUGCAGCCUACCAGGGUGGAUACGUCGACUUCAUGCCUCAAGACAUCCAGACGGUAACAAAGAAGGGGCCACCGCGUCAUUCGAUGCUUGAUGAUAUACGCCACUACCUCAUAGCGCACACAUCAGCACUACCUAGUCUUGAUGAUGCAGGCUGUGCAGCCGUCUUCGUAGAGAAAAUCGUCGCAAGCCAUUACCUCGUUCUUUCUUCUUUCAUGUCUUCGGCACUCUCCCUCCAACAGUGGGAUUUAUCCCGGCAAGAAGACCUGGCCAACUUUGACAUCAGCAUCGUCGAACAACAAUGGAGUGAUAUCCAAUCCUGGGAGCGGCGCUUAAACGAAUACGUUAGCGACAUCGAGGACAUCAUGUUGAAACUCGGCAUUCGAUUCCAGGAACCCGAUUCUACUCAAGUCCAACCCUCAACAUGGUCUGAUACCUCCACCGACUUUCAAUUUCUCCGCAUGCAAUUCCAGACCUUACUCCACCGCACUGAACAAAUCAACUCCGCAACAUCCGGUUUAGCAAGCAUCGCAGGAAACAGACAAGCGCAUCAAGAACAGCAACUCUCUUUGCGAGAAGCCAUGAAUGAGCGGUAUAUGCCUGGAGCGAGACACUUCUGGAUUUACUUCUCGGUAUCUGCACCACUUAUUGGGGCUGUUGUCUUCGGAUAUUUCUUCCUAGAUAGGUUAUAUGAGAACUUUGCGGGCGGGAGAUCGAAGAAAGGAAUAUUUAGUGGAGGAUUGGAUAUAGCAAUACGUAAGUUAGGCAGUGGGAAGAAAUUCAUCUUUAUCUUCGAACGAAUUUCACAACCAUCGCAGAUUACUCCCUCUCUUCCAACCAUCCGCUCCUUCAUUUGCACCUCUCAACAUUUGUUUGACACGACUAUUUGCACCCAGGUAUUACACACUAACUUCCAACGUCAAUAACCUGUCAAUCGAUCUUGG
Molecule: messenger RNA, 2106 nt
Organism: Lindgomyces ingoldianus
Lineage: Eukaryota; Fungi; Ascomycota; Dothideomycetes; Pleosporales; Lindgomycetaceae
Exons: 11
Coding region: 1-2088 (695 amino acids)
Source: RefSeq, a predicted model, not a curated record